Pelobates fuscus (common spadefoot toad) is the source of this 3303-nucleotide messenger RNA. RefSeq names its product platelet and endothelial cell adhesion molecule 1 (gene PECAM1). The record is from RefSeq and is a predicted model, not a curated record. Gene Ontology annotation, molecular function: transmembrane signaling receptor activity. Gene Ontology annotation, biological process: cell surface receptor signaling pathway. The coding region runs from base 168 to 2387 and encodes 739 amino acids. Gene Ontology annotation, cellular component: plasma membrane. The transcript has 16 exons. Lineage: Eukaryota; Metazoa; Chordata; Amphibia; Anura; Pelobatidae.
GAAAUGAUUACCUAAUCAGUUCUGUCCUCUGCGCUCACUGCCCUGAAAACAUUCAAUGUGAUUUAGCAGGGUGACUCGUGUGUACACAGCUUGCCGUCAAUCUGAAAUAUAAUUUCAUUUUUUUUCGGAGUGGAGGGAAGAUCCAUUUUUUUAAUUUGUGUGCUGAAAUGUAUUUAGUUGUAGUUUUCUUUUUUUGCACGCGGUUGAUCAACGCUCAAAAUGAUGUGUUUACCAUCAAUGAUGUGAAACUGGAAUCUUCACCACACAGCCCUGUUGCUAAUGGAGCCACGCUGAAUCUGGAUUGCUCUGUAGACAUCACCAAGAAUGGAGAGUUUGACUUGCUACAUACAUUUAUGUUUUACAAGAACGAUGUAUUGGUUUAUAACAUCACCUCUGGUCGCGCCAAUACCACGUUCACCAUUAACCCUGCAAGAGUGUCCAGCUCUGGAAUAUACAAAUGUCAGGUGGAUGUGGAGGGCAAGUCCAGGAGUAAGGAACUGGAAAUCAGAGUAACUGGAGUGUCUCCACCUAAAAUUCACAUAAGGAAGACAGAGGUGAAAGAAGGAGAGGAUGUAUCUGUGACUUGUGAAGCACCAGAAGAGGAUCCACCGCUUUUCUUCACUUUCUACAAGUUUCAGGACUCUAUAUUAGUGUCUCAAAAAUCCAGGUCUGCUACUAACCAGAAAUCACUUCAAGUAAAUUUUCCAAUAGAAAAAGGAGACAAGAUUUUGCGCUUUAAUUGUGAUGUCAAAGUUGGCUAUGUUUCCGAUGAAGCUAAAUCAGCUCUUAGCGAGGGGAAAUUUGUCACCGUGACAGAACCCUUUUCAACCCCAAAAAUUGAAGUGUCUCCCUCAAACAACUUCACUGAAGGGAUUAACAUGCUUAUUAAGUGCUCGGUGCAAAAGCCCCCACCCUCUUCUUCCUAUAAUGAGACGGUAGAAAUCACAAUUCAAAAGGAUAAAGAGAUUCUAAAGAGUUCCACAACAGAGAGUGUAAUAUUUUCCCAACUGGCAACCGUAAAAGAAAUGGGUGACUACACAUGUAAAGCAGAAACAAAGAAGACUUGGAAGAGCAGCAGCGUCUUCAUCACCAUAGCAGAGCUGUUUGCAAGACCACGUCUCUCUGUGCAUGGGAAAGACAACCUCAAUGAAGGCGAUCGCUUGUCCCUAAUGUGUGAGGUUCCUGGCUUAUCGUCUAAUGUUUCAAAGAACCAGAACUUUUAUUUGUUAAACAAAAACUUCAGACAAAAGAUGGUCCUGGGGAAGCACAGCACAACUGUAAAGGAGAAGGACAGUGGGAGUUAUUUAUGUGAGGUGACAAUAUCCAACAUUACCAAGAGAAGUGACCCAGUAAAUAUCAGAGUCCAUGCCGCUGUAUCAAAGCCAAUUCUCACACAGUCUCAAAACAAUAACAGGAUGGUGGUGGCAGGAGAAACUCUUAUUCUGAACUGUAUCUGCUCCAGUGGAACCCUUCCUAUAACGUACUCCCUGUACAGAGGAGGGCAGUUUGUGGGCCGGGUGAACAAGACCGACAAAGCACCUGCAGUGUUUAUGGUUAACGUGACAAAAUCUGAUGAUUUGGGGGAAUACCGCUGCCAUGCUGCAAAUAGAAAUACUCUUUCUAAUCAGUUCAGUGAUUCCAUAAACAUCACUGUCAUAACUCCAGUUGACAAAGUCCAUUUCCUAACCAUUCCAGAGGGCACCGUAGAAGAAGGGACAGAAUUAGGUUUGAGCUGCACUGUGGAGAAUGGGACUUUUCCGAUUGAGUUCAAAUUUUACUUUAAAAAAGGAAAAGAGGAAAUUCUGAUAAAUGUCACCAAGACUAACGCACACCACGCUAAGUAUAUCAUUUCAUCAUUUAACAAAGAAGAGGAUGGAGGUUAUUUCUGUAGAGCUUCAAACCAGGCCAAGCAUUCCGUAUCAACAGAACCUAUAGCUCUGAAAGCUGUCCUUGCGAAAUGGAAGAAAGGAGUUCUGAGCGCUUUCAUAAUUUUCAUUAUACUUGCUGUGAUAGUUAUCUCUUUAUACUUUUACCUGGACAGAAAGAAAAAAGGCCAAAGGAUAACACUAGAUAAAGCCAGAACUUCUAAAACAUCUGACGUAAACCAUGACAAAGCAACCUUGGAAUUGAAAAAUGAGGAUUCGUAUUAUGGAUCUAUGCAAAACGAAGAUGAAAAUCAUGUCCUUAAACAUUCGGAGGAGAACAAAGGUAACGACCAUGAAAACAAUGAAGUGGAAUAUACAGAAGUGGAAGUAGAUGCAGCCAGCCCCCUCCGAGAUCCUGUAACCAAGGCAACAGACACAGUUUAUAGUGAAAUCAGAAGGUCUAACCAUGAUGCCUCCCUAAAUAAUGCACAUACAACAGAAGAUUCACCAAACUCCAUCUGACAGCCAGAUGAAGACAAACUAUAAAACAAAAAGGAGCAACUACUGAGCAAACACCAUGGCACUUAUUUAUAAUAAAUCUGCCCAUUGCAAAAUAGCGCCUGAGACUGGUAACAGUGAUGAAGUAGAGACCCAUUUCUGGGCCACAUGGCCUUGCAAUGUAUGAGGAUCAGAGGUGGCUGUAAACUCUCUGGCAUUGCAAGGGUUAGAUACAUAGUCGCUCUGUGUCAUCUAAGAACAUCGCACAACGUGUAUCUGACUCAUCAGAGUUUUAAAGGAUUGUUGUAAAAUGGUUGAAUCUUUAUAUUCUAAAAAUGCGCUUGACAUGGCAGAAGCAUGAGAGGUGUGCGCAAAUACUUGGACCUGUUAUCGCUCUAUGGCAAUACUACUGUCAAGUGACACCUGAUGUCUCUUUCUGGGAGUCAAACUGUGGAUUGUACAAUGCUACGGAAAGAGGAGCCUCUACAAUGCUUCCAGACCAAUUUCUGAGAAGCGAGUUUACAAGAUACUCCAUUCAAAUGAUAUUUCAUUCCUUUUUAAACAAUAGUUCAAUGGACUACAAAUUCCUUUUAAUGUUUCCACAAAGUUUCACUUUGUCAUGUAAUCGCUUGUAAGCUAAAGGUAACCAUUGACAACAAUUUAGAAAUAUAUCUGCAUUAUACUUGCCUUUGUCUGCCCAGUGGAGAGUGCGACAUAUUGUCUGUUAUCUAUUGGCUGUUAACCCCUCAAACUAUACAGUUUGGAUUGAUAAUUAAAAAUGGAAGCAACUUGGCUCUUCCUGAUGCUGAUCAACCCAGAUACUACGAACCCUGCACUGCGCAUCCCUUAUUUAUUACUAAGGGAUAUCUUCUCCACAGUAUGCUAUGUAUUGCUUAUUUUGUACUGAAUUGCUUAUUGUAAAUAAAGAUUUUAUACCAUU